AUGGCAGAGAGGACACAGACGGGCUACAACAUCUGCAGGGAGAUCCUGGAUGAAGGAACUGUGGAUGAGAUGGCAGAAAGGACUAAUUCAAAAACUGAGAAGGUCAAGAAGUCACUGAGGUGUUCUGGUUCCCAGCUGAAGAGCUGCCUACUGGGUAGUGUUCCUGUACUGUCAUGGCUGCCUCGUUACCCCAUCAGAGAAAAUGGCCUGGGUGACCUGGUCUCUGGAAUCAGUGUGGGGAUCAUGCAACUUCCACAGGGUAUGGCCUAUGCCCUGCUGGCAUCUGUUCCUCCGGUCUAUGGCCUUUUCUCCUCCUUCUACCCUGUCCUCAUCUACUUCAUCUUUGGCACAUCCAAGCACAUCUCAAUAGGAACAUUUGCGGUGAUGAGUGUGAUGAUUGGUGGAGUGACAGAGCGACUAGCCCCAGAGUCAAACUUCAUGAUAUGGAAUAAUGUGAGCAACUCCAGCAUAGUUGACACCAUCUCCCGGGAUGCAGAGAGGGUCCGAGUGGCUGCAGCCCUCACCUUUCUAUCUGGGUUAUUUCAGAUUUUGCUUGGUCUGAUCCAAUUUGGUUUUGUGGUGACCUACCUGUCUGAGCCACUGGUCCGAGGUUACACCACAGCGGCGGCCAUCCACGUCAUAGUGUCCCAGCUUAAAUAUGCCUUUGGCGUCAGACCUCACAGACACAGUGGACCAUUCUCCUUGAUAUUUACUCUUCUGGAAGUGUUUUAUCUCAUUCCACAGACAAACAUUGGUACUCUAGUGGUCAGUAUCAUCACUAUAACUGCCCUCAGCCUUGCCAAGGAGCUCAAUGCAUACUUGCAUAAAAAACUGCCUGUUCCUAUACCUGUGGAGCUGAUCGCUAUCAUUAUUGCCACAGUAGUCUCCUGGCAAGUAAACUUGAAGCAGAGCUAUGGAGUGGACAUAGUAGGAGAGAUUCCCUCUGGUCUCCAGCCACCUGUUUUCCCAGUCACCUCUCUAUUUGUUCAGGUGAUCGGAGAUGCCUUUGCUCUGUCUGUGGUUGGUUAUGGCAUCACCAUCUCACUGGGACGAAUCUUUGCAAUGAAAUAUGGAUACAAGGUGGACAGCAACCAGGAACUAUUCGCCCUUGGUCUGAGUAACUCUAUCGGUGGAAUUUUCCAAUGUUUUGCCGUCAGCUGCUCCAUGUCUCGCAGCAUGGUUCAGGAGAGCACAGGAGGGAAGACACAGGUUGCUGGGGCUCUCUCAGCAGUAGUUAUACUUUUCAUCACACUUUGGAUUGGGCCGUUCUUUGAAGACCUGCCCAAGGCAGUGCUUAGCUCCAUUGUUUAUGUUAACCUCCAUGGCAUGAUGAAACAAUUCAUGGACAUCCCUGCACUCUGGAAGAGCAACAGAGUGGACAUGGUGGUCUGGUUGGGCACCUUUAUUCUCACUGUGCUGUUCAACCCUGACAUGGGGCUGGCUGCUUCCAUUGGUUUCUCUAUGCUUACUGUCAUCAUCAGGACACAGCUACCUAGAUACUCUCUGUUAGGGCAGGUGCCAAACACUGACAUUUACAGGCCACUGGAGGACUACAGUCAGGUGAAGCAGGUGCCAGAGAUUUUGAUUUUCCGUUCCUCUGCCACCCUUUACUUUGCCAAUGCUGAGAUGUACCAGAAUGCUCUGGGAAAGAAGUCUGGCAUUGACAUUACCAAGAUUCUAUCGGCAAAGAAGAAACUAGAGGCCAAAAGGAAGAAGCAUGAGAAGAAAAAUGCCAAGAAAGCAGCCAAGCAGAAUGCAGUGAAUAUGGAGGGGGAGCCAGAGAGGGAAGAGCAGAAUAAUGUUGCUAUCAUUGAAGUGGAUCUAAAGCCCAAUCCCUCAUUCCCAAGAGCCAUUGUCCUUGACCUCAGCCCUGUCAACUUCCUGGAUACUGUGGGAGUCAAGACCCUAUGCAACAUCCGGAGAGACUACGGGGAAGUUGGUAUAGAGGUGGUUCUUGCUGGCUGCCAAACUGGUGUGGUGGACAACCUGCAGACUGGAGGUUUCCUUAAUAACAAAGUGACCAAGUCCUGUCUCUUCUCCACUGUCCAUGAUGCAGUUUUGCACUGUCAGUCCAAUAGACCAAACAACCACAAGAAGGACAUCACAGCAACACAUUUCUGAGUCCUGAAGGGAGUGACGGAGGAAGUGACAGACACAGUUUGCAUGAGGGAUGCAUCCUCUGAGAUAACUGGGACUCCCGUCUGUCACAAGCAUGCACGCACACACACAUACACAAACAGUAACAAACACAAUAUAGUAGAAGAUAAGAAUGAUGGCAAAAACAAAAUGGAAAUGAAUGACAGUAGGAACAGUCUGUGCUAGAGGAGUGUACAAAACAAAACAAAAACACAAAUGCACAUAUUACUUCAUGUGAUAAACAAAACUAUGGGUACUUGCAGUUAUAGUAUGUUAAAUUUGAUUUGUGUUCUUCUUUGUCCAACUUUGCAAGACAUUUAAAAAGAACUAAGUAAUUACGUUGCCUUUUAAAUCACUAGCACAC
Molecule: messenger RNA, 2500 nt
Organism: Monopterus albus (swamp eel)
Lineage: Eukaryota; Metazoa; Chordata; Actinopteri; Synbranchiformes; Synbranchidae
Product: solute carrier family 26 member 6
Exons: 19
Coding region: 1-2121 (706 amino acids)
Biological process (GO): transmembrane transport
Cellular component (GO): membrane
Source: RefSeq, a predicted model, not a curated record